Molecule: messenger RNA, 3483 nt
Organism: Erythranthe guttata (spotted monkey flower)
Lineage: Eukaryota; Viridiplantae; Streptophyta; Magnoliopsida; Lamiales; Phrymaceae
Product: cellulose synthase A catalytic subunit 1 [UDP-forming]
Biological process (GO): cellulose biosynthetic process
Cellular component (GO): membrane
Molecular function (GO): cellulose synthase (UDP-forming) activity
Source: RefSeq, a predicted model, not a curated record
AUGGAGGCGAGUGGAGGAUUAGUGGCUGGAUCGCACAAAAGAAAUGAGCUUGUUAGAAUUCGCCAUGAUUCUGAUAGUGGGCCGAAGCCCUUGAAGAAUAUAAACGGGCAGAUAUGUCAGAUAUGUGGGGACACUGUCGGAGUGACUGCCAAUGGUGAUGUCUUCGUUGCUUGUAAUGAAUGUGCCUUUCCAGUUUGCCGAGCUUGUUAUGAAUACGAACGGAAAGACGGUAAUCAGUCGUGCCCCCAGUGUAAAACUAGGUACAAGAGACAGAAAGGGAGUCCGCGAGUCGAUGGUGAUGAUGAUGAGGACGAUGUUGAUGAUUUGGAGAACGAGUUUAGUUAUUCUCAGGGGAAAAACAAGGCUCGAUCUCAGUGGCAUGGGGAUGAAAUCGAGCUUUCUGCAUCUUCUAGACGUGAAUCUCAACAACCGAUCCCUCUUCUUACCAAUGGGCAGCAAGUAUCUGGAGAGAUUCCUCCGUCUAUACAAGACACUAAUUCAAUUAGAAGUACUUCGGGACCUUUGGGACCUGGAGAUCGUAUCCACUCCCUUCCUUACGUUGAUCCACGUCAGCCAGUUCCUGUAAGAAUCGUCGACCCUUCCAAAGACUUGAACUCGUACGGACUCGGAAAUGUUGACUGGAAGGAAAGGGUAGAUAGUUGGAAACUAAAACAGGAUAAAAAUAUGGUGCAUAUUAAUAAUAAAUACAGUGAAGGGAAAGGAGAUACCGAAGGCACGGGUUCAAACGGAGAGGAACUUCAAAUGGCUGAUGAUGCUCGGCAACCAAUGAGUCGAAUCGUGCCAAUUUCAUCUUCCCAUCUUACCCCUUACCGUGUCAUAAUCAUUUUUCGAUUGAUCAUUUUGGGUUUUUUCUUGCAAUACCGUUGUACUCAUCCAGUGAAAGAUGCUUAUCCAUUGUGGCUGACAUCAGUUAUCUGCGAGAUUUGGUUUGCCUUAUCUUGGCUUCUCGAUCAGUUUCCGAAAUGGUACCCUAUUAACCGAGAGACCUAUCUUGAAAGACUAGCACUAAGAUACGAUAGAGAGGGUGAGCCGUCACAGUUGGCACCGAUUGAUGUGUUUGUGAGUACAGUGGACCCGCUGAAAGAGCCUCCACUCGUAACUGCAAACACUGUGUUGUCCAUCCUUUCUGUGGAUUACCCUGUUGACAAAGUCUCGUGUUAUGUUUCGGACGAUGGUUCGGCGAUGCUGUCCUUCGAGUCUCUGUCUGAAACUGCUGAAUUCGCUAGGAAGUGGGUCCCAUUCUGCAAGAAACACAGUAUCGAGCCUAGAGCCCCUGAGUUCUAUUUUGCUCAGAAGAUAGAUUACCUCAAGGACAAAAUUCAGCCUUCCUUUGUCAAAGAACGUCGAGCAAUGAAGAGAGAAUAUGAAGAAUUUAAGGUAAGAAUCAAUGCUCUUGUUGCAAAGGCUCAAAAGAUGCCUGAAGAAGGAUGGACAAUGCAAGAUGGAACUCCCUGGCCUGGAAAUAACACUCGAGAUCAUCCAGGAAUGAUCCAGGUCUUUUUGGGGCACAGUGGCGGUCUUGAUACAGAUGGAAACGAGCUACCUCGAUUGGUUUAUGUUUCUCGUGAGAAGCGCCCUGGAUUUCAGCAUCACAAGAAAGCUGGAGCUAUGAAUGCUUUGAUUCGAGUCUCUGCUGUCCUAACAAACGGAGCGUAUCUUUUGAAUGUUGAUUGUGAUCACUACUUCAACAACAGCAAAGCUCUUAAAGAAGCCAUGUGUUUUAUGAUGGACCCUGCUUACGGAAAGAAGACUUGCUACGUGCAGUUUCCACAGCGUUUCGAUGGAAUUGAUUUGCACGAUAGAUACGCUAAUCGCAAUAUUGUCUUCUUCGAUAUUAACUUGAAAGGGCUGGACGGGCUACAAGGCCCCGUUUAUGUCGGAACAGGGUGUUGCUUUAACAGGCAAGCUUUAUACGGUUAUGACCCUGUCCUAACGGAAGAAGAUCUUCAACCAAACAUUAUAGUCAAAAGUUGCUGCGGUUCAAGAAAGAAGGACAAAAGUGCCAAUAAGAAGUACAUUGACAAGAAACGAGCGGUUAAAAGAACCGAAUCCACCAUUCCUAUCUUUAACAUGGAGGAUAUUGAAGAGGGUGUCGAAGGAUAUGACGAUGAGAAGUCACUUCUCAUGUCUCAGAAGAACUUGGAGAAGCGUUUCGGCCAAUCUCCGGUUUUCAUAGCCGCAACUUUCAUGGAAAUGGGAGGCAUUCCACCCACAACAAAUCCAGCUACUCUUUUGAAAGAAGCUAUCCACGUCAUCAGCUGUGGGUACGAGGAUAAGAGCGAGUGGGGCAAAGAGAUUGGAUGGAUAUACGGUUCUGUGACGGAAGAUAUUCUAACUGGUUUCAAAAUGCACGCACGAGGGUGGAUUUCGGUGUACUGUAUGCCACCUCGCCCUGCUUUCAAAGGGUCUGCACCAAUCAAUCUUUCCGAUCGAUUGAACCAGGUUCUUAGGUGGGCCCUAGGGUCAGUUGAGAUUCUUCUGAGCAGGCAUUGCCCUAUAUGGUACGGCUACAGCGGUAGAUUGCAGCUCCUUGAGAGGCUCGCGUAUAUCAACACCAUCGUGUAUCCACUCACCUCCAUUCCUUUGCUUGCUUAUUGUGUUCUCCCUGCGGUCUGUCUUCUCACCAACAAAUUUAUCAUUCCCGAGAUUAGCAAUUUUGCGAGUAUGUGGUUCAUUUUCCUCUUCAUGUCAAUUUUCGCCACCGGAAUACUCGAGAUGCGGUGGAGCGGCGUCAGCAUCGAGGACUGGUGGAGGAACGAGCAGUUCUGGGUCAUUGGUGGCACCUCCGCGCAUCUCUUCGCCGUUUUCCAAGGCCUAUUGAAAGUCCUCGCCGGAAUCGACACAAAUUUCACCGUCACUUCCAAAGCCUCCGACGAAGACGGAGACUUUGCUGAGCUGUACGUCUUCAAAUGGACCUCACUUAUCAUUCCUCCGACCACUGUCCUCUUCAUCAACAUGGUCGGAAUUGUCGCCGGAGUUUCGGCAGCUAUCAACAGCGGGUACCAGUCGUGGGGACCGCUUUUCGGGAAGUUGUUUUUCGCGAUUUGGGUGAUUGUGCAUUUGUAUCCGUUCCUUAAGGGUUUGCUGGGGAGGCAGAACCGCACGCCCACGAUAGUUAUCGUGUGGUCUGUCUUGCUUGCUUCGAUUUUCUCGCUGCUUUGGGUGCGGAUAGACCCGUUCACUUCGGAUGCUACGAAGAAAGCUGCACAGGGUCAAUGUGGGGUCAACUGCUAAGUUAUGUGUUGGUGUAUAUAAAAGGACAGACAAGAAGAAAAAAAAGUUUCUUUUAUGUUUUUUGGGUUUAUAAGUUAUGUUGUCCGAAAGAGUGUGAUGGUUAAAAAUGGGCAUUUGUUUUGAGGGGACCCUUUUCAUUUUUGUGUUGUAAUUUAAUGAAUUGCAAUUGCUGCUGAACUUUGUGUACCAGAUAUUUGAGGUUAAAUGUAAUAAUUUUAUAUUUUUUUU